AUGCGAUGGGAGCUGUGCCGAGCAGGUUACUCGAUUGAUGUGCUGGACGAUGUCUUCAUGUUCCAUCGAGGAAUCAAACAGUUGAAAAAUGUAAAAUCGUUGAUGGUUCAGAAGAGAAACACGGCCAAAUUUGAUGAAGCUCUGAAAGCGUUCAAGAAGCGAAUGGACAAGGAGUACCCGGGAACGAGCAGCCGUUGCCCUACACCAGAACGGUGA
Ostertagia ostertagi is the source of this 216-nucleotide messenger RNA. The record is from the annotation of a GenBank genome assembly. Lineage: Eukaryota; Metazoa; Nematoda; Chromadorea; Rhabditida; Trichostrongylidae.